CCCUCCCUUUCUGGCAAGAUGGCGGCGCCCAGGUGUAGUGCGCUUGCCCUCUGGGUCUGGGGUACCGGGGAGCGUUUGGGAAGUCUCCUCACUCUCAUCUCAAAGCCAUUUUGUUCCGCUGCUGCUGCCUCUAGGCCCCUGGAUGCCCAGCGAUUAGCGGAGAGGCUCCGAGCCCAGAAACAGGAACAAAAGACGAAGAAGGAGCGGGUGCCCACAAACCCUGUUCAGCGGAGAGUGCAAGAACUAGUGCGGUUCACACAGCAGCUGCAGCGAGUCCACCCCAACGUGCUUGCUAAGGCACUGAGCCGAGGGAUUGUCCACCAGGACAAGGACCUUGUGGUCAUCAAUAAGCCCUAUGGUCUCCCUGUGCAUGGUGGCCCUGGGGUCCAGCUCUGCAUCAGUGAUGUACUGCCCAUCCUGGCAAAGAUGCUUCGUGGCCACAAGGCAGAGCCCCUGCAUCUGUGCCACCGGCUAGACAAGGAAACCACAGGUGUAAUGGUGUUGGCUUGGGAGAAGGAAGUGGCACAUCAAGUCCAGGAGUUGUUCAGAACCCGUCAGGUGGCAAAGAAGUACUGGGCCAUCACUGUGCGUGCCCCAGUGCCCUCAGCAGGAGUCGUGGAUAUCCCCAUCACGGAGAAGGAGGUGCAAGGCCAGCAGCAUCACCACAAGAUGACGCUGUCCCCGAGCUACCGCAUGGACAAUGGGAAAAUGGUGAGAGUACGGAUGAGCCGGAACGCGCACGUGGCUGUAACUCAGUACCAGGUGCUAAGCAGCACUCUCUCCUCCGCCCUCUUGGAACUCCAGCCUAUUACUGGAAUAAAACAUCAGCUUCGAGUUCACCUGUCCUUUGGGUUGGAUUGCCCAAUCCUUGGUGACCACAAGUACUCAGACUGGAAUAGGCUGGCCCCCCAGAAGCUGUCUGUUGGCACCCUGAAGAAGCUGGGGCUGCCCCAGUCAAAGGCUCGCCACAUCCCGCUUCACCUGCAUGCCCGCCAGCUGAUCCUGCCUGCCCUGGGGUCCAGGAACGAGGAGCUCCACCUGGUCUGCAAGCUUCCUCGCUACUUUCUCUGUUCCCUGAGCCGUCUGGGCUUAGAGAUGCCAAGUCAGGAUCCAAAUGGGGACUAUGACACUGGACAUCUGGGAGCACAGUGAAGACUCUUGGGCAGUUUGGCCCCUGAAUUGUUUGCUUUGUUUAAUGGACUCUGGUAACUUCUCACUUGAGACAGACUCCAGAGGAGCCAGGUAUGAUAAGUUGAAGAAACCCAGCUGCUUCAGGGCUGUUACUGGAGAUGAAAGUCUGUACUGGUGGUUUUGACACAGGCUGGAAAAGCCUGCGGGGAGUCUUCCUGCCUCAGGGUCCCCUUGCCAAGCUGGAAGAGAGCCCAGGACCAGGCAGAUUGGGUCAAUAAUUGGAAAAGGAGAACUAAAGCACAGAAUCUAUGAUCCGGAACUGUUUUCAUCAAACAAUAAAGCUGUUGAUCUAUCA
Molecule: messenger RNA, 1486 nt
Organism: Diceros bicornis minor
Lineage: Eukaryota; Metazoa; Chordata; Mammalia; Perissodactyla; Rhinocerotidae
Gene: RPUSD4
Product: RNA pseudouridine synthase D4
Exons: 7
Coding region: 19-1152 (377 amino acids)
Biological process (GO): pseudouridine synthesis
Molecular function (GO): pseudouridine synthase activity; RNA binding
Source: RefSeq, a predicted model, not a curated record